This is a messenger RNA of Hibiscus syriacus, 630 nucleotides long. RefSeq lists its product as uncharacterized. Bases 1 to 630 code for a protein of 209 amino acids. The transcript has a single exon. The record is from RefSeq and is a predicted model, not a curated record. NCBI's taxonomy places the organism in Eukaryota, Viridiplantae, Streptophyta, Magnoliopsida, Malvales, Malvaceae.
AUGGCUCCAUAUGAGGCUCUAUAUGGUUAUAAGUGUCAAACUUUUAUUGGUUGGAUUGAGUUGGUUAAUCAUACACUAUUGGGUCUGGAUUUAGUUAUUGAGGCAGAGCAGACUGUCAGGAUGAUUCGGGAUAGACUGAAGAUUGCCUUUGACAGACAUAAAUCAUACGCUGAUAUGAAACAUCGGGAUAUUAAGUAUGUAGUGGGUGAUGAGGUCUUCUUAAAAGUAUCUCCAUGGAGGACGAUACUUCGAUUUGGUCGGAAAGGCAAGUUGAGUCCUCUCUUUAUUAGGCCUUACCGAAUUAUACAUCGUGUUAGACCAGUGGCCUAUCAACUUGAGUUACCACCUGAGCUUGCUCGCAUUCAUGAUGUUUUUCAUGUUUUUGUGUUAAUACGUUAUGGACCUGACCUGUCUCAUGUGUUGGAUGUGGGUAAGGUAGAGUUACGAUCCAAUUUGCGAUUUGAAGAAGAGCUUGUUGAAAUUCUCGAGAGGGAUGAGAAAGUUCUUAGGAGGACUGUUAAGAUGUUCAAAAUCUUAUGGUGUAACCGUGGUCAUGAUGAGUCCACGGUGGAGACCGAGGAGACCAUGAAGGCUCAAUAUCCGUAUCUUUUUCCUCCAUGUAAAUUUUGA